AUGGCAGAGGUGACCAGCUUCAAAAGUGAUGACGGCUGUAGUUAUUGUAGUAGUGGUGGCUGUAGUAGUGGUGGCGACAGUAGGUGUAUCGGCAGUAGUUGUAACGGCAGUAGUGGUAGCGGCAGUGGUGGUGGCGGCAGUGGCGGUUGUGGCAGUACUGAUGGUGGCAGUGUUGUUGGUGACAGUAGUGGGGGUUGCAGUAGUGUUUGCUACCGCAGUGAUGGCUGCAGUAAUGGUGGUGACAGUAGUAUUGGCGGCAGUGUUGGCGGCGGCCGUAGUGAAGGCGGCGGUAGCGGUGGCGACACUACUGAUGGCGGCAGUAGUAACAGUUGCGGCAGAAGUGAUGGGGGCAGUAGUAAAGGUUGCGACAGUAGUGAUGGUUGCAGUAGUAACGAUGGCGGCAACAGUGGCGGCACUAGUAAUGGUGGCAGUGGAAACAUUGAAAAGGUCAGAGAAAUGCGGCACCCAAUAACGGGCAGUGUUGCAGUCCAGUUUUCAUCGUCAGAUGAGGUGCUUGCCUCCACGAUGCAAGGCCACCCUGUAGUUCAAGGACUGGGACGGCCAGUGCUGUCGCCCACUGUUAGCUGGAGGUCGCCACUGGCCACGUACCACAGCUCGGAGCCGUUACGGUUUUUCAUCCUGUUACGCGGAUCCGCCUCCAUAUAUGUCAACCCAUUCAUCGCGCAGGGUAAACGUCGCCAGAGUACCGGAAGUUCCAUCGAGAAUGUCUUGAUUGCAGCGACCCUGGGCGAGAAAGAAAGUCUGAAGCCGAAGUCGGCUGCUUCCGGUACAUCGCGACGCACGGCGCCGUCCCGCAUGUCGGAGACGAAAGGAGUUCAUUCAUCCCCAUCGAACAGCACGCCUAAGCUGCCACCUGAUGUCGACAAAGUCGCCCGCGAUGGCCAAACAGAAACCCAAGAACGUUCACAGGAAGCCACGCCGGAAGUGUUAAGUCGUCUGCAGACGGCUACUCCAAAAUCGCGCCAAUCCAAAAGCUCCCAGAAGAAAAACGCGAGAUCUCGUCUGGGAAAGUUUGUUUUGAACUAUGAGAAAGGAAAAUAUUUCGACGAAGAGACGCUGUUGGACGAAGACAACGUGUUCAGCGCGUCCGUCAUAGCCGACGAGGCCACCGACGUCAUGUUGAUCAAUGAACACACGUUCAACGAGUUUGUCAAAUCGCAUCAGGAGAAAGAGACGACAACAAUGAUAAACUUCGUUGACAUGCAUCCGUUCUUCAGUGGUCUCCCUUUACACACACGUGGUAUGCUGCAGAUCGGACUGAAGAUUGAGCGCCAUCUUGCGGGGAACUUUAUCGUCAAGCAGGGCGAUGCCAUCAAUAGACUGGCUUUCAUAGUCAGCGGAAGUGCGGAGAUGAUCGUGGAGCCGAGCCGCCACCGCCUCCAGUACCCGACCUACUGGCCCUUCGAGGCGCUUGGGGACGUUUACUACAAUGAGUGCGAUUGGCUAAGAGAUUCCCGCCGGCGGUUCUAUCAGCGGCAGUACGAGUUUGGAGGGGAGGUUUCGAGACGGACGGCGCGAGAAAAUGGUGCCACUAAGAAACAGGAAGUGAGCAUUUGCGCCAUCCAGAGACGCGAGGUUCUCGGCAUAACGGAAAUCAUGCUAAAUCUGCGCACGCAUAUGGCCAGUAUGCGGUGCUUGCACGAUUGUGACGUGUACACGCUGAACCUGAGGUCUUUCCGGAGGGUUAUCAAGCGCUACCCACACGCGGCUCACGUGAUAUGGGCAUACGUGCUGAUGAAGAUGCAGCACCGCCUCGACUCCAAAAUCAGUGGCAAGGUUCCGCUCUUCAAGACGCUUUACACACUUGCCGAGAAAGAGGCGAAAGAGAAGGCGGAAGCAGUGAGUGUUACGCUGAACGUGGAGCGGCAGCGGCAGCGGGAGUCGGUCAUGUUAGAGCUGCUCGAGUACUUUAAGCAGGACAAGGCGGCCCUAGCGCCACACAGCGAUCCCCGGGCGCUCAUGUACAAAGAGCUGAUGAAGGAGCGGGCGGCGCUGAGGAAGAGCAUUCGGGAGAGGACGCAGGAGUUUGGGGCGCCGGCUCCAAAGUACGUGAGGCGAGGCUGCCUGGCAUCGGUGAAGAACGGCCGGAAGCCGCUGAGUCUGCACCAGCUGCGCGACCCUAUGAGCGAGCUGAUGGUGAAACUGCGCAUGGAGGGAACCUUCGUGUCCAGUCAGAAGGAACUCGAGGACAUGAUAAUGAGGUUUUCCGUGACGCCAGUCAGCAAUGACGUCGACGUGUCCAACCAAGCAGAACGCGUGUUGGACGAGGAAUAUAACGUUCUUAGAUACCGUCGCUAUGGUAACCGCCUUGUGCGUAACUUCGCCAAAAUGAUGGAUCGGCGAGACCCGCGCGUGCUGUUGAGCACGAGGAACCGGGAUUACACCUCGUUGCUGGACGAUAGUAUGUCAGAACCGGAUAUGACGACACUGAUUCGUGACGUUAUACACGAAGAAGAUGAGUUUUUCGAGAAGUUCGAUCCAGCGUAUACCAGCACCCGCCCGGCGACCUUCAAAACUGGCUGCAGAAGUCGGACGACCUUACACCCAACAAGACCAACCACGUAUAAAAGCGCUUUUACGAGACCAACCACGUAUAAAGGCGCUCUAACGAGGCCAACCACGUAUAAAAGCGCCGCCAGUACCAAUACAUAUAAAACACUACAGUUUGACCGUCGAAGCGUGACGCCCAACACCCUGGAGAACCGUAUUCGAGAGUUUCACUACAAGUAUGGAGGGACGGAUGAGGAGCUGGAUCGACUUCCUGUCAUGAAGAACCAUAGAGACCUCUGGAUCAACCCAGACGAGCCGCCGGUUCCCGGCGGGAAAGUGUUCGUCACCGUUGUUCCGUGCGUCUCUUGCAAUAAGAAUGUGCUGCUCAAGAACCACAACCACAUCCGCUGUCAGAUGUUGCACUCUCUACCCAUGGACCGAGUGAAGAAUUAUAAACCCAUGUAGUAGUUUGAAACCACUAUAAACAUUCGUUAAGACAAUCGAAAUUCAAGCAAAGACUCUCGUAAGGCGUCAUUACAACGCCAAAAGGACUUCAAUUCAUAGUACAAAAUACGUUUAA
Dreissena polymorpha is the source of this 3091-nucleotide messenger RNA. RefSeq lists its product as uncharacterized. The transcript has 17 exons. Bases 1 to 2976 code for a protein of 991 amino acids. NCBI's taxonomy places the organism in Eukaryota, Metazoa, Mollusca, Bivalvia, Myida, Dreissenidae. The record is from RefSeq and is a predicted model, not a curated record.